AAAGAGAAGUAAGAAAGAAGAGUUAAGACCAAGGCAUGCUUUGCGCUUAGAAAUUGAGUAAGAGAGAGAAAGAAGAUAGAGAAAGUGACAGUAAACUCAUCGUGGAGAAAGAGAGAGGUUGAUGUGUUUGGUGAAGAUUGUUAAUGGCGAAUCGGUCGAUGAGGAUCUGAAUUGGAGCUAAGGGAAUUUGAAGAAUAUAAGGCAUUGGGCUCUGUUUUUAAUACAGCUAAAAUAUAUAAGGAAGAAUCUUCUUCGAUUGGCCUACUCACUUUUGUUUUUAAAAAGCUUUAAAAACCAGUCUUGUUCCAGUUGGCCUUGUUUUUAGCUUCGUUUACCUCCCAAGAGUUUUAUAAAGGAAGAUUAUUGAAGCAUCAAACAAUAAUAGCUAUGGAGUGGCCUACUUUUUUGGAUGAGUAUGAAAAGCUCGUUUUCCGCAUGAACACUCCCAGGGUCGUGAUCGACAAUGCCGUUUGCUCCACUGCGACUCUAGUCAAGGUUGAUAGUGCUAGAAGACAUGGAAUUUUACUCGAAGCUGUUCAGGUUCUCACGGAUCUGAACCUUUCCAUUAAAAAAGCUUACAUUUCUUCAGAUGGAAGAUGGUUCAUGGAUGUUUUCCAUGUGACUGAUCAAAAUGGAGAUAAAUUAACAGAUGAAAAUGUCAUUAGUUACAUUGAAAAGUCUCUUGCUACCAUUCACUACCAAAAAUCCAACGAAAUCAAUGGAUUAACGGCCUUAGAGCUAACUGGAACAGACAGAGUAGGAUUGCUCUCUGAGGUUUUUGCUGUUCUAGCAGAUCUUCAAUGCAACGUGGUGGAUGCCAAGGUGUGGACACACAACGGUAGAAUUGCUUCCCUUAUCUACGUAAAAGACACUGAUUCGGGCUGCCAAAUUGAGGACUCGCAGAGAAUAGAAAGGAUAGAAGCCUUGUUAAGGAAUGUUCUUAAAGGAGACAACGAUAUUCUAAGCGCUAAAACCUUAGUUUCCAUGCCUGUCACACACAUGGAGAGAAGACUUCAUCAGAUGAUGUUUGCAGACCGCGAUUACGAAAGAAAGCCCAUCUUGCAUUUUCCAGAGGAUUGCCCUGUGGUGACAGUACAAAACUGGACAGAAAGGGAUUACUCGAUUGUUAAUAUCCAGUGCAAAGAUAGAUUCAAGCUUUUGUUUGAUGUAGUUUGUACAUUAACAGAUAUGGAUUAUGUGGUUUUCCAUGCUACUAUCAACACAUCCAGAGACAGAGGCUGCUUGGAAUUUUACAUAAGACAUAAAGAUGGGUCCCCAAUAAACUCAGAGCCAGAAAGACAACGAGUGAUACAAUGUUUACAAGCAGCCAUUCAAAGAAGAGCGUCAGAGGGUGUGAGGCUAGAACUAUGCACAGAGGAUAGGCAGAGUCUAUUGGCGGAUGUGACAAGGACAUUCAGAGAGAAUGGCCUAAAUGUUACAAGGGCUGAGAUAUCUACCUCUGGUGAAACAGCUCGUAAUUUUUUCUAUGUUACAGACGCAGUUGGAAACUCGGCGGAUUCGAAAACCAUCGAAUCAGUCCGGGGAAAAAUAGGGAUGAGUAACUUGAAAGUGAAGGAAUUGCCGUUGGUGUAUCAAACCAACAAGGGGAAAAGUGAAGAUGAGGCAGUUGGGGUUGGUGGGGCAGUGUUGUUAUCACUUGGGAGCUUAGUGAGGAGGAAUCUAUACAAUUUGGGAUUGAUCAGAUCAUAUUCUUAAGCAACAAAGGAGUUACUGCUAGACACAUUUACACAUACAUAGAAGAUUUGUCCCACUUUUAUGGCAUAUUAUUAUGAUAUAGAUAUUAAUAUAUAUUUAUAUAUAUUCUUUGCUUGAGGUUUGGGCUUUGUGUACAUAGUAAAGUGAAAAAGUUCCAAAAGGGUGGAAUUCGGUAAUAGUAGAAGAAGUGGAAGAUGUUAUAUGGUUGGUUGGGUUGGGUUGGGUUGAGUUUGGUUGGUAGAAAUUGAUAGGCACCAUUUUAAAUGCGUUUGUUUGAAUUAGGCAGAGGGAAAAGAAAGAAGGAAAAGUGUUGGUGGGGGAGAGAAUAGUGCUUGUUAUAUAUGUAUUUUCUUAUUAAUAUGGUUUAUUUGUUGUCAUAUGUAGAGAAAGAUUAGGUAUUAUUAGGGUUUAUACAGCAAAUUUCACCACACGUUUGUACAUAUAAUUAAACUUGUCAAAGUAUUAGUUCUAAUGGUUGACCUCAUAUUUUUUUAUUA
Messenger RNA from Cannabis sativa, 2213 nucleotides. Its product is annotated as ACT domain-containing protein ACR8. The record is from RefSeq and is a predicted model, not a curated record. The coding region runs from base 388 to 1716 and encodes 442 amino acids. Lineage: Eukaryota; Viridiplantae; Streptophyta; Magnoliopsida; Rosales; Cannabaceae. The transcript has 7 exons.